Messenger RNA from Phyllotreta striolata, 908 nucleotides. Lineage: Eukaryota; Metazoa; Arthropoda; Insecta; Coleoptera; Chrysomelidae. The record is from the annotation of a GenBank genome assembly.
UUCAAUUGUGCAAUGUUAUUGUUAUAGCAUAAAAUCAUAAAUGGAAAUAAUAGUAAAUAGUAACGUGUAAUAUAUAAUUGAUAGAAUGGAAACAAAUAUUUCCAAUAAUGUAACUAAAGACAAUUUCUUGGAGAUAUGUCAAAUUUGACAAAAACCAAAAAAAAAUUCCAAUUCUCAAACGCCACUCACAAAUUCCCAGCAAAACCCCCACAAAACCCCCACAAAAAAAUACAUCCAAUAAUCAAACAAUCAAAUAAAUAAACUAAAUAUCCCCAGCAUCAAUUUAAUAAUCAAACAAAUUAAUAAAUAAAUAAAUAAAUAAAUAAUCUCCAUAAUCAUCAUCAUCAUCAUGGAGCUGCCCAUAAGGAUCCCCGACGACGACGAUCCGUGCCGAUGGAGUUUCCUGCCGAUACUGAUCGAACAGUACCAAACCAAAUCGCCUCCUGAGAAGUUCAGAACUCGAGUUCCCAGGCUACCCCACGUCCGGUUCCAAACGGUUCUGAACAAACUGGUCGAUUUAGAAACGGAAAUCAAAACCGACGGGCCCCCGCCCACCGCCGGUACUCUGGAAACGGUGAUGAUUCUGUGGUUGUAUGAAUUGUGGCCGGAGAAGGUGACGACCAAGAUGAUGAGAGCUAUUCACGAAUUCGCUUGCGCUAUUGGUGAUGUGGUGGGUGAGGUGAAAGGUACGGAAGUCGCUUGUCCUUUGGACGUUCCUUGUCCGAUCGAUCCGGAUACGAAGGAAACGAUUAAGGACAUUUGUAAAUGCAAACAUCCCUGUUGUUACGUUUGAACUGGUUCAGAACUGCAGUCUGGUUUUGAACUGGAUGAUUGAGAAGAAUACAAUGCGAUUUGGAUGAUAUAGGAAAUAAUUAAAUUAGUAACGAAAUAAAGGAAAUGAUGAUGAA